Mustela lutreola (European mink) is the source of this 1321-nucleotide messenger RNA. RefSeq names its product heterogeneous nuclear ribonucleoprotein A1-like. The record is from RefSeq and is a predicted model, not a curated record. Bases 57 to 1067 code for a protein of 336 amino acids. Gene Ontology annotation, molecular function: RNA binding. Lineage: Eukaryota; Metazoa; Chordata; Mammalia; Carnivora; Mustelidae. The transcript has a single exon.
CUGCCUGUGGACGCCGCCGAGUAAGCAUCGUUAAAGUCUCCCCUCCCACCGCCGUCAUGUCUAAGUCAGGGUCUCCCAAAGAGCCUGAACAGCUGCGGAAGCUCUUCAUCGGAGGUCUGAGCUUUGAAACAACCGAUGAGAGUCUGAGGAACCAUUUUGAGCAAUGGGGAACACUUACGGACUGUGUGGUAAUGAGAGAUCCGAACACCAAGCGCUCCAGAGACUUUGGGUUUGUCACCUAUGCCACUGUGGAGGAGGUGGAUGCAGCCAUGAAUGCAAGGCCACACAAGGUGGAUGGAAGAGUUGUGGAACCAAAGAGGGCUGUCUCAAGAGAAGAUUCUCAAAGACCUGGUGCCCACUUAACUGUGAAAAAGAUUUUUGUUGGUGUCAUUAAAGAAGACACUGAAGAACAUCAUCUAAGAGAUUAUUUCGAACAGUAUGGGAAAAUCGAAGUGAUUGAGAUCAUGACUGACCAAGGCAGUGGCAAAAAGAGGGGUUUUGCUUUUGUAACAUUUGAUGACCAUGAUUCUGUAGACAAGAUUGUCAUUCAAAAAUACCAUACUGUGAAUGGCCACAACUGUGAAGUAAGGAAAGCACUCUCUAAGCAAGAGAUGGCUAGUGCUUCAUCCAGCCAAAGAGGUCGAAGUGGUUCUGGAAACUUUGGUGGUGGUCGUGGAGGUGGUUUUGGUGGGAAUGACAACUUUGGUCGCGGAGGAAACUUCAGUGGUCGAGGUGGCUUUGGUGGCAGUCGAGGUGGUGGUGGAUAUGGUGGCAGUGGGGAUGGCUAUAACGGAUUUGGUAAUGAUGGAAGCAACUUUGGAGGUGGCGGAAGCUAUAAUGAUUUUGGCAAUUACAACCAUCAAUCCUCAAAUUUUGGACCCAUGAAAGGAGGCAAUUUUGGAGGCAGAAGCUCUGGCCCUUAUGGUGGUGGAGGCCAAUACUUCGCCAAACCACGAAACCAAGGUGGCUAUGGUGGUUCCAGCAGCAGCAGCAGCUAUGGCAGUGCAGAAGGUUUUAAUUACUGCCAGGAAACAAAGCUUAGCAGGAGAGGAGAGCCAGAGAAGUGACAGGGAAGCUACCGGUUACAACAGAUUUGUGAACUCAGCCAAGCACAGUGGUGGCAGGGCCUAGCUGCUACAAAGAAGACAUGUUUUAGACAAUACUCAUGUGUAUGGGCAAAAAAACUCGAGGACUGUAUUUGUGACUAAUUGUAUAACAGGUUAUUUUAGUUUCUGUUCUGUGGAAAGUGUAAAGCAUUCCAACAAAGGGUUUUAAUGUAGAUUUUUUUUUUUUUGCACCCAUGCUGUUGAUUGCUAAAUGU